AGGUGUUGUUGUCUUGCCGAAAUUAUGUCGGGCCGCGGAAAGCAGGGAGGUAAAGUCCGAGCGAAGGCCAAGUCGCGCUCGUCGCGGGCUGGGCUUCAGUUCCCGGUGGGUCGCGUCCACCGCCUCCUGCGGAAAGGUAACUACGCCGAGAGGGUGGGUGCUGGAGCGCCCGUCUACAUGGCGGCCGUGCUGGAGUACCUGACGGCCGAGAUCCUGGAGCUGGCGGGCAACGCGGCCCGCGACAACAAGAAGACGCGCAUCAUCCCCCGCCACCUGCAGCUGGCCAUCCGCAACGACGAGGAGCUCAACAAGCUGCUGGGCAAGGUGACGAUCGCGCAGGGUGGCGUGCUGCCCAACAUCCAAGCCGUGCUGCUGCCCAAGAAGACUGACAGCCACAAGGCUAAGGCCAAGUAAAACUCUUCCGACGAAACAACCCAAAGGCUCUUUUCAGAGCCACCCACAUUUUUCUUGAGAGAGCAGGAACACUCGAGUUUGCCAAUGUUUUUCUGCUGACAGAUGAUGUAAUGAGAAACUUGGUUUAGACACAGCUUAUGAAGUUAGUACUGUUUUUCUGUGUAACUUCUUAAUCUUUGUCCUGCAGUUUCUUCUUAUAUGCUUGUGUAAACCUUUGUCAGUUUUCUUAAAUCUGUAAGAGCAAGAGUUGGAAGUUGAAAUCAUUCACAGCUGCUGGGUGGGGGCUGGGGUCUACGGGUAAGGGAUGAGACCGCGGUAAGUGGGCUUGGAGCCUUUUGCUCCGUGCUUUGAAUUGGGAAUUUUUGCCCUUAACCCCCGCCGAGGGCUGGGGAGGGGGCGGGCCCUUUUCCGCCCAAUCUGGGGAUAGCGCGCGGGUUUCAAACACACUCACUUUCCCUCGGGGAUCAUCUCCGGCUGCUCCUCUUUGGCGGGUGGAAAUGGGAGUCACGAGCCUGGUGUCUAGUGGCUGCUUUCGGUUUUAUGCCUCUUGAGAUCUGUUGUUUUUUAUUUUUUUUUAACUCAUUUGCACCUUCCAAGCAAUAGCGAUAGCAUUAGAAAUGUUUUGGUCGGAUGCUGUCCCUUAACUAAACCAGGGCUGUUUCCAAAGGGCAGUGUCAGCUACUCUUUGAGGGGGGGGAUGGAAAUCUUAACGGAGGGUCAUGGGUUAAACCAAAAUCAUCUAAGUCGUACUUUAUCACAGCAUCUGAGUGAGCAUAUGGAAGUAUUUUAGACAGUCAUGUAUACACGUGUCAGAGUAUCAUAGAGCACCAGUCUGGACUUGAACUCAGGAGUGGCUUUCAAAAGCAUUGCUGGGUUUACCUGCAGAAGUUUCCAUUCCUUUUACAAAAUAGCCAUCUUCUGCUUGACAGCUCUCUUUGCUUUUUGGGUGCGGCAGCCUUAGUCAGAGUCUUUUUGCGGGCUCUUAGCAGCAGAGGCCAUCGGCUAAUUUGGGCUCUUUGCCCCUAUCUUGGUGGCAUUGAGCGAGAGAGCACCUUGCUCCACCUACGUGGAGGUCAUAGUGGCUUCAGUAGUCAGCCCAGUGGGUCUGGGGCCCGCGGGUAUCCGAACGGUCUGACGCCGUCUUCAGCUUCAUGCAGGUGGAGAUUGGAGUCGCAGCAGUCUCAGAUAUGGUCAGAGAGUGAUUUCAAAAAGGGGUGAAAAGGGUGCCAGGGGGAAUAUAAGUAAAGAUAAGCAGCUGGAAGUUGGUAUUUACAGGGAGGAGCGUCUCUGCACUUGGUGCCAUGAGGAGUUUGUGGUUUGUUUGUUUGCUGUUCGGUGAUUCCUAGGAACAAAUUUUUUUUUCCUAAUUCUUCUACUGUUAUGGAAACUGCAUCCCUUCAUCCUUUCCUUUGUUAGGAAGCUGUUUUGGUUUGUUUGGUUUUUUUUUUUUUUUGGGGGGGGGGUGUUUCAGUAAUGUCUUAUGCGAAAGAAAGUAGAACUGCCCGAAGGGGAGCCAGAAAUGCACCGCUGGGAGCCUCCAAACAAGGCUGCCUGAGGGGGUUGUUUUCUUUUUGUCAUUAAAAAUGCCCCUGGAGAAAUAAGGCAGGAAAAAAAAACCACAACUUACUGCUUUUGGCUGUGUCCUCCCUCUAGAGAGAGAGAUAGAAGUGAGUCAUUGUAGCAACGUGUUGAUUGAAAAUGUUUUUCAAGCAGAAGGAGGUAACACAGUAGUCCCUGUCUGCAGCGUUGCUAAGAAACAAGAUUAGAAUCGCAGGGCUGGUUCUAAACGACACUUCCUUAUUACACAAUUUCCAAGCAGAAUUUGUUUGGUUUUGUGGGGGGGGGGUUUAUUACUUUUUUUGGGGGUGCAUUUUCUUUUGAAACAGACUAAGGACUCUUUUUUUCAUCAGUCCAGUUAUGUUGAAAGAAAAAGCAGUGCAUUGUUGAUCUUCUACUACUCAGUGAUGGACUUUAUUGGUAGCCGUGCUGAAAUUUAGAGCCAGGGUUAAAACUUUUGAGGAUAACUUUCUAUUAUUAUUAUCAGUUUGUUUUGUGUGGUAAAUCAAGCAAAAUAACUUUCUAUUGGUGAAUAUUGGUAUGAGGGGAAGAGGUUGAAUGGGCGUGAAGCAGAGGACUGAUUUAUACAAAGUCCUGAUUGGGCCAUUUGAAAAUCCUGCGUUUUGAAACACGGGACUCCAGGAACAAAUUUUACCCCUCUGAAACAGAUGUGAGGAAGGGAGCAUUUCCAUCUUCUCAUAAGCAGUGCUCACAAAUGAAGUGCCUGGGAAGGAAGCGGGACUGGUUUAUGAAAUUAGGGCAAGCGUGGUUUUCCCCAGUGACGUUUGAAAAGUCACUCGAAAACACCCUUGUUGGAAGAAAAGAGUUAACAGGCACAAAGAGUCUAGAUUACGAAACCAGGUGGGCUUCCGUAGUCGAUGAGGCGGGGGGGAGGGAGCAUCUGACCCUGGCGAUGCCGACCUAAUCUCAAAACAAAGACCGAAGGAGCCUCGAGAUAAGGGAAAGACGUCACUGCUGAGAGAUUAACAGCCCAUCCUGCUUGAGAAACUACUUCUGUUUCCCAUGGAGCCCGUGAUUAUUACAGCAUUUCUUUGUACAUUCUCCCCUAGAAAACUUGGCACAUGACUACAUGCCUGAGUUAUUCCUUGCCCACCUCUGCAAGUCUGAGGAUAACCAGCACAAGCUGCUGAGUUACUGUAUGAACACAUCAGCACAUGAAAAGGCAACACUUUUAAGUGUUAUCAAUAAUUAAUAAAUACACACACCAUUUCUCUGAGGUUUAUAAAGCUCUAUCAGAGAUAGACCCUGCUGCUUCUAGGGUAGGAGCUGCACAAGAAUUUCCAUCUUCUACCUGAAUGAAAACUACUUUGAAUGCAUCUGCGGUGGCCUUCACCACAUAGGUUCAAGUAGAGCCCAAAGGCAGACACACACCUGAGAAGAAAUACUACUGUGCCCUGAGACAGAUAGACCCAGAGGGAGCAGUAUGUCCAGGUCUCAGGUUCGUCAGGUUAGUCCAAGAAAAUGGGAAUGAAAACUAGUGUUAAGCUAACAAAAACUCAAACAGCACAGCAGUAUCUUAGG
Calypte anna (Anna's hummingbird) is the source of this 3513-nucleotide messenger RNA. Its product is annotated as histone H2A.J. Gene Ontology annotation, molecular function: protein heterodimerization activity; DNA binding; structural constituent of chromatin. NCBI's taxonomy places the organism in Eukaryota, Metazoa, Chordata, Aves, Apodiformes, Trochilidae. Bases 25 to 414 code for a protein of 129 amino acids. The transcript has 4 exons. The record is from RefSeq and is a predicted model, not a curated record. Gene Ontology annotation, cellular component: nucleosome.